Molecule: messenger RNA, 1257 nt
Organism: Drosophila ficusphila
Lineage: Eukaryota; Metazoa; Arthropoda; Insecta; Diptera; Drosophilidae
Gene: Nup35
Product: nucleoporin Nup35
Exons: 2
Coding region: 139-1149 (336 amino acids)
Biological process (GO): nuclear pore organization; NLS-bearing protein import into nucleus; regulation of DNA-templated transcription
Cellular component (GO): nuclear pore central transport channel; nuclear pore nuclear basket; nuclear membrane
Molecular function (GO): phospholipid binding; single-stranded DNA binding; structural constituent of nuclear pore
Source: RefSeq, a predicted model, not a curated record
GGGGCGUCGAUAUGAAAUUAAUCGUUUUCUUGCCUCUCGCUCUCUCUCAUAUUUGGCGUUAGUAAUUCGUCAAUCGGAGUUCUAGGCUCUUAGUUGUUUUAAUUUUUGUUAAGCACACACUGUUAACCCGAUUUUAUAAUGGAGCCAAUGACUCUGGGCAGUCCUGUGAACAGUCCCGGCUCGAACCAGAGCCAAUACCUGCCGCCCUUUUUGCUGGGAGAUCCUCAGGGACUGACGCCGCACAAGAACACGCUCUCACCGAAACCCGGCCGUUACAAUGUGAGUUUUGCCACCUCGCCCGGCGGCAGCAGUCCCCAUGAGUUCAACCGAUCGGCCAUGAACAGCCGUACGCUUUUUGGCGCCCAAGCAAGCGGCGGCAUCCACAAUCUCUCCCAGCCUGUUGUGGGCGGAAAUGCCACGCCCGCUCCCACGCACAGCCACCACCAGGCGGGUCCGCCCACCCAAGGACUGUUCGAUUCGCUCCGCGAACAACCAGGCACCCCGCAACAAAGGAAUCACCACAUGAGCAUGCUGCAGCUGCAGUCGCCGAAUCAGAGCUUCCCGAGCUAUCAGACCAACGAUUCGUUUGCGCCCGGCGCACCCAACGUGGUCAAUGCCUCGAUGCGGGCCCUUUGCUCUCCGCUGGGAGCCACUGCAUCGCCAGGCGUUUUGGGCACGGCAACGCCAACAGGAGCAGCAGCCGGCAAUUCCCGGAUGGCCGACUUCUGGGUCACCAUAUUCGGGUUCUCGCCCGGCGCCAGCUCGAUGGUGCUGCAGCACUUCACACUGUGCGGCACCAUCGUGGACGUGGUGCAUGCCCCGCAGAACGGCAAUUGGAUGCAUGUGCGCUUCUCCUCGCGCAUCGAGAGCGACAAGGCGCUCAACUACAACCACAAGGUGAUCGCCGGCAACGUGAUGGUGGGCGUGGCACGCUGCACGGACCGAUCGGUCAUCGACAAGGAGAACAACAGCGGACUGGCCAAUGCAGAGGCGACGGCUCCGCCAUCAAGUCCCACGACCAUUCGCCCGUUCGCCCAGCAGUCGUACAAGUUGGCCCGCAGCGAAAACGCCAUCUCGCCCACGAGAGAUGUGCCGCAGAAGAGUUCCGGGCUGGUGGACAAGGCACUGGACCUCAUAUUCGGCUGGUGAGGCGGCGGCAAGAAGGAAGAGUCCUGGCUUCCGGCUACUUAUUUAAUAAUCACUGCGUACAUCCAGCAUACAUACAUACAUACUUAUUAAAAAGAGAUACAAUAGCAA